UGGGGCUGCAUUCAUGUAGCGGAACUCGAUGCUUUGCGGCUCAGAGGGGGCGUGCGGACAACUUCGGGGUGACACAGCGUCCACUUCCGGAAGACGAUGGCGGCGUCCUCAGACGAUUCACAUGCAGAAGGCUGUAGCUCUUCAUCUGAGGGGUGUGAAUAUGCAGAUGAUCAUGACGAAUCUCCAGACCAAAAAAGUGAAAUUACACAUGAAGGAGUGCACAAUGAAAACAUUGAUGCCUCCUGGGCAGAAGCCAUGGCAAAAAUUUUAAAUAAGAAAACCCAGCCAAGCAAGCCAACUAUAUUGUUGAAGAACAAGGAGCUGGAGAGACUUAAAGAAAAGGAGAAGCAGGAACAAGCAGAAAAGCAGAAAAAGAUAUGUGAAAGAAGGGACUGGGAACUGAUCGGAAGAGUGAAACCAAACAUUGUUCAGGACAGAGAGAGGGAAAAGAACCUUCAAAGAAUUGCUACCAGAGGAGUAGUUCAGCUCUUCAAUGCGGUUAGAAAACACCAGAAGAAUGUGGAUGAGAAGCUGAUGGAGGCAGGUGGAUCAGAAAGAAAGAAAGCAAAAAUGUUGUCAUCAGUAACCAAAAAGGACUUUAUUAAUGUUUUAAGAGGCAAUAUGAGCGACAACCCACAUACAACAGAGAAAAAUAAAUCGGCUGAAAUAAAGAAUGAACAAGAGCCAUCUUGGAACAUUUUACGUGAUGAUUUUAUGAUGAAAUCUUCAAUGAAAGACUGGGAUAAAGAAGAUGACAAAGGUGAAGAUUCAAAUAACUAAAUAAAUAUAUCUGUAAAACUGCCAGAUUUUGUAUGUAUUAGUAUUUUUAACAAAUGUAAAACACCAGCAUAGAAUUUUCUGUUUACAUUCUCCUAAGCUGAUAUUUGAAGGGAAGCUGUAUUUGUUCUUCUUAACUUUCUCAGAUAUUUAAAUGCUCAGCAGUCCGUAUUAAGCAUGAAGUCUACUGUAAUACUGAAUGGCCAUAUGCUGACUGCAGGAUUCUUAAAUACCUUGUAGGUAAAAUUGACUUAUUUAUUUUGAAAGAUACCUCUUUUUUUUAUAUAAUUUUUAUGUUACAGAAAGUGCAGCUCAAAAAUUCAUUUCGAAGCAUGCUGUCUUAAGGUGCUCUACACAUUCUAUUAAAAUAACUUCUCUAAA
This is a messenger RNA of Erpetoichthys calabaricus (reedfish), 1158 nucleotides long. RefSeq names its product ribosomal RNA processing 15 homolog (gene rrp15). NCBI's taxonomy places the organism in Eukaryota, Metazoa, Chordata, Cladistia, Polypteriformes, Polypteridae. Gene Ontology annotation, biological process: maturation of LSU-rRNA; maturation of 5.8S rRNA. The transcript has 5 exons. Bases 97 to 780 code for a protein of 227 amino acids. The record is from RefSeq and is a predicted model, not a curated record. Gene Ontology annotation, cellular component: preribosome, large subunit precursor.